UGUAACAUAUUAAAUUAAACCUCACACAUUGUCGUAUCCAUUAUUAAUUCGUCUGUGGUCUAAGGACAUUAUUAAUAUUUAAUGUCUCGUAAUUUACUUAUGUAUAAAAUAAGAAAGUCCAAGCCUGGGCGACUCAGUUGUAAACGCGAAAAUGAAGACAUUCGGCAAAGAAAUUCAGCGGAGCUACGAAGACUUUAUCUAUAUACCGAGUAUAAUGUUCAAGUCGAUCGGUUAUGACAUUUUAAACACUCCUAAGCCAAGGUGGCAGGAUCUUCUGAUGCGUUGUUACUUUUUAAUCGGCCUGGGAAGUCAUUACUACAUUAUCUACUAUAUGAUGCUGCGAAUCAUUCAGUGGGAUACUUUGUCGGGUGAUCCAGUGACAAUCGUGCGAUAUGCGGAGAUUUUCUUUCUCUCGGUUAAUUCGGAAAUUAAAAUCGUUACAUUUAUAUAUUACCGCAACCGCAUUCGCGAACUCUGUAACGAAUUGGGAAGAGUUUUUCCGAGCGAGAAUUCCGAGCGUCAAUAUUAUAAUGUCAACUCUUUUUAUUGGCCCCGAGUCAUACGUUAUGGUGUUUACUACUUUUGCUUUGUUGUGCUACUGGUUGUAUUUGCCCCAUUAGUGCAAUCAACCUGCAUUUAUCUCUAUCAGCGAUUUACGAUUGGAAGUGAGGCUAAAUUUCCUUAUCUUCGCGCCUACCCGAUGCAGCUCAGCUUCGAUGCGAAAACACCAUUAAGAUAUCUGUUUGCUGAGAUCCUUGAGUUCACUUCUAGUCACUUCUACAUGACGUUUAACAUAGGCACCGAUAUUUGGAUGAUGUGUCUUUCCGGGCAAAUCUGCAUGCACUUUGCCCAUCUGGGAAGAGUGCUGGCCAACUACAGUCCUAGUUACGAACGUUCGUCUGAGGAUUGCGAAUUCCUGGUCAGGGUCGUUCGAAAACAUCGCCAAGUGCUCAGUUUUCACAAGGAACUGAACGAUAUGGUUGGCAUGCUGUUGGCCUAUAAUCUUUUUACCACGGCCAGCACCCUUUGCUGUGUUGCUUUCUACACGAUUGUGCGAGGCUUGAAUCUGGAGGGUGUCUCAUUUCUAUCAUAUUUCUUUAGCUGUGCCGCUCAGUUUUAUAUGGUCUGCUAUUACGGACAAAAGCUUAUUGAUUUGAGUGAAGCAUUGCCAAAGGCUGCUUACUCGCAAACUUGGUAUAAUGGAUCCCUCACUUAUCGGAAACUAUUACUAAUAAUUAUGCUCAACACUGGAGCACCAGUUGUGCUCUCAGCCAAAGGAAUAAUUAUUAUAUCGUUGGAUACAUUUAAAAAUAUGAUGAACAUUACUUAUAAAUUCUUUGCGAUUGUGCGAAGACUAUUGGAUGAUUAAAUUAUUUAAUCGAAUCUCUUAUUAAUUAUUAAUUUUACAUCUGCACAUUAGUUUCAUCUAAAUAGAAAUUCAC
Drosophila nasuta is the source of this 1442-nucleotide messenger RNA. Its product is annotated as odorant receptor 49a-like. Gene Ontology annotation, biological process: detection of chemical stimulus involved in sensory perception of smell; sensory perception of smell. The coding region runs from base 152 to 1369 and encodes 405 amino acids. Gene Ontology annotation, molecular function: olfactory receptor activity; odorant binding. Gene Ontology annotation, cellular component: plasma membrane. The transcript has 4 exons. NCBI's taxonomy places the organism in Eukaryota, Metazoa, Arthropoda, Insecta, Diptera, Drosophilidae. The record is from RefSeq and is a predicted model, not a curated record.